GAACUUUGUAAGUCUCUUCUUUUCGAUCUCUUGCUGUGUCCUCUUGUUCGUUCCUUCUGAUUACUGUAUUGUAUGUUUAUUCCAAUUUUUUAAAAUCUAGCUCAGAUGGCAACACAGGCAGAUUCUUCUUCUGCCUUAAGUCCUGAAGUAGUUGGGAAUGCCUUUGUGGAGCAAUACUACAGUAUUCUUUGUCAAUCUCCUGAUCAUGUUCACAGAUUUUAUCAUGAAUCAAGUAUGCUAAGCCGGCCAGAUUCUUCUGGUGCUAUGACCUUGGUGACUACCAUCAAAGACAUAAAUGAUAAGAUUUUGUCUAUGGAGUAUCAGAAAUUUAAGGUCCAGAUAUUUUCUGCUGAUGCUCAAGCUUCAUAUAAUGAUGGAUUGAUUGUUUUGGUAACUGGUUGUUUGCUUGGAAAGGAUAAUUUGGGAAGAAAAUUCACUCAAUCAUUUUUUCUAGCUCCUCAAGACAAAGGAUACUUUGUCUUAAAUGAUGUUUUCAGAUAUGUGGAUGAAAUGGAAGACAAAGGAGAAUCUAAAGGGGUUGUGAAUAAUAAAGCUGACGAAAUUGCUCCAAGAGCUCCUUUGGCUGCUGCUCCUGCUGUUUUCGCAGAGCCAACUCACGCUCCUGCUAACCAUGUGGUAAACCACGCUAUCCCGGAAAAUGAGGAUGGUGAAAACAGCAAAGAAGCUAGUCAUCCAUUGGGCAAUGGAAAAGUUUUGGUGACUGAGAAAAUGGCUGUUCCAGAGCAUAUAGUCGUUUCAAGUCAGAGUGAUGCUUCUCUGGUCACAAAGACACCUGCUUCUAAAACACAAGAUGAAGUCCCCAAGAAAUCUUUUGCAUCAGUGGUACAUGAUCUGAAGAAGAGUAAUUCUCCCUUUAAUGUUGUUGUGAGGGCUCCACCUGUUAAACCUGUGGAGCAAAUGUGGGGCACUGCAGCAGCAGCUGUAGAAACUGCUUCUAAUGGCAAUGGCACCAUGGAAAAAACCAACAAUAAUGCAGCAGUUAAGGGUCACUCCAUAUUUGUUGGAAACUUGCCUGAGACUGCAACAGUUGGACAACUUAAGGUGAUUUUUGAGCAGUUUGGGCCUAUUAAACCAGAUGGUAUUCGAGUGAGAAGCCAGAAGCAAACAGGGAACUGUUUCGGUUUUGUAGAAUUUGAGUCUGCCAGUUCAGUGCAAAGUGUGCUCAAGGCUUCUCCUCUCUUAAUUGGCAAUCGAAGAGCUUCUAUUGAAGUGAAGCGAGGUAAUAGUGAUGGUGGAAAGUUUCCAUCAAGUCAGGGUGGUUAUCGAGACAAUAAUUUUAGGAGGCCCUGGAAUUUUAAUGAAAGUCGUGGCUAUAGGAGAAAUGAGUAUGAGAAGCGUGGUGAGUAUGCAGAUCGUGCUCGUGGCUCUAGCAACAUCAACGGAGGGGCUAACCCAAAAGGCAAUGAGAUCGGAGGUAAAGUUGCCCCGCAAGGAGGAGCAAAGUAGAUUGCUCAUCUUUCUUCUCUUUUAGUUGUUUUCAUUAAUUCUCCCUUUUAUUUUUAUCAUAGACUGAAGUCAAUAGCGAGCAAAUUUAGCCAGCAAUUUUGAUCUUUAUUGCUGAUUUGUCAGCAUUACUUCUAAGAUUAUUCUUUUUUCAGCACCAUUCGGCUAAAUCAUAAAAUCUGAGAAAAAUAAUUGUUUCUUUUUUCCUUUACCCGGACUGUAAUUUUAUACUUGAAACUUAUAUUAUUGGAGCUGAAACCUUUGUUUCUCAA
Mangifera indica (mango) is the source of this 1736-nucleotide messenger RNA. Its product is annotated as nuclear transport factor 2-like. The record is from RefSeq and is a predicted model, not a curated record. Bases 106 to 1467 code for a protein of 453 amino acids. Gene Ontology annotation, molecular function: mRNA binding. Gene Ontology annotation, cellular component: ribonucleoprotein complex; cytosol. Lineage: Eukaryota; Viridiplantae; Streptophyta; Magnoliopsida; Sapindales; Anacardiaceae. The transcript has 9 exons.